Messenger RNA from Mandrillus leucophaeus (drill), 4685 nucleotides. RefSeq names its product zinc finger protein 804B (gene ZNF804B). The transcript is spliced from 4 exons. Gene Ontology annotation, cellular component: nucleus. NCBI's taxonomy places the organism in Eukaryota, Metazoa, Chordata, Mammalia, Primates, Cercopithecidae. The coding region runs from base 611 to 4660 and encodes 1349 amino acids. The record is from RefSeq and is a predicted model, not a curated record.
CCCAACUCCCUGUCCUCACCCCGGCCCGCCCGUCGCCUCCUCCGCCCUCUCCCGACUGCAGCGGGGGCAGCGCUUUGGCGCUCCCAAGGACUCUCAGCCACUCUCCCAGCACGGGCAGCGGCGGCGGCGGCGGCCGCUGCUGGAUCCCGGCACUGCAGCCCGCAGUCCAGGACACCCCCGGCCGGACGAUGGGGACCCGCGCCUGAGCAUCCCCGGGGCAGGCGCCAGGCGCGAAGGCAGGGGGCGGGAGGAAAGGGGCGGGGGAAUUCCUGAUUCCCUGGCGGACCCUGGAAGUUGUCCUUAAAUAAAUAUAUCGCUGGCCCGCGGUUGAGCAGCCACCUCGUCAGAGCAGCAUGUGGACUGGCUCGCCGGGUCCCCUCCGUGCUCUGUGCUGUCGCCGCCACCGCCUGUGUCAGAGCUGCAGCUGUCGGCAGCAGGAGCCCCGCAUCGGGCGCGGAGCAGGGACGCGCUGCCGCCGCCUCCCCCUGCGUCCUGCUGGCCACUUCUUCUCGGGAGGUGGCAGUCGCUGUUGCCGCUAAGAAACCCGCCCGCUUUCCACGGCUGGUCGCCUGGUGAGGAGUUGAGACUCUGCGCCUCCGCCCGGACCCACAUGGCUUGUUACCUGGUCAUCAGUUCGAGACAUCUCAGCAAUGGGCACUACCGGGGCAUUAAAGGAGUCUUCAGGGGACCCCUCUGCAAGAAUGGAUCUCCCUCUCCGGAUUUUGCAGAAAAGGAGAAGUCCACAGCAAAGGCCCUGGAAGAUGUAAAGGCAAACUUUUACUGUGAAUUAUGUGACAAGCAGUAUCACAAACACCAGGAGUUUGACAAUCAUAUUAAUUCUUAUGAUCAUGCUCAUAAGCAGAGACUGAAAGAAUUAAAGCAAAGGGAAUUUGCUCGGAAUGUAGCUUCUAAGUCAUGGAAAGAUGAGAAGAAACAAGAAAAAGCACUUAAACGACUCCAUCAGCUGGCUGAGUUAAGGCAGCAAUCUGAAUGUGUUUCUGGAAAUGGACCAGCAUACAAAGCCCCCAAGGUAGCCAUAGAAAAGCAACUCCAGCAAGGAAUUUUCCCCGUUAAGAAUGGCAGAAAGGUAUCAUGCAUGAAGAGUGCUCUUCUCCUUAAAGGAAAAAAUCUCCCCAGAAUCAUUUCCGAUAAACAGCGGUCCACCGUGCCAAAUCGACACCAAUUACAAUCAGACAGGCGUUGUUUGUUUGGAAAUCGGGUACCUCAAACAUCUUCAGAUCUCAGCAAUGCAAAUCACAGAAGAGGAGUAUCAUUUUCUUUUUCCAAAAAAGUGCACCUAAAAUUAGAAUCUUCAGCAUCAGUUUUCAGUGAGAACACAGAAGAAACUCACGAUUGUAACAAGUCACCCAUUUAUAAAACAAAACAAAUUGCAGAUAAAUGCAAGUGCUGCAGGUUUGCAAAUAAAGAUACACACCUUACCAAGGAAAAAGAGGUAAACAUCUCACCAAGCCAUCUGGAAAGUGUUUUACACAAUACCAUCUCCAUAAACUCUAAAAUUUUGCAAGACAAUAACAACUCUAUUGAUGAGACACUAGAACAUUCAAUUGGCAUUCAUGCUUCAUUCUCUAAAUCUAACAUUCAUCUUUCAGAUGUAGAUUUUACUCCUUCCAGCAGAGAAAAAGAAACUAGAAAUACAUUGAAGAACACCUUAGAAAACUGUGUGAAUCACCCAUGCCAAGCAAAUGCUUCCUUCAGCCCACCAAACAUUUACAACCAUAGUGAUGCCAGGAUAUUUGAAUGCCUGGAUGAGUUUUCAUCAGCAGAGCCAAGUGAACAAAAGAGUACAGUGCAUCUGAAUCCAAAUUCCAGAACAGAGAACAGAGAAAAAUCUUUAGAUAAAACAGAAAGAGUUAGCAAAAAUGUUCAAAGACUUGUAAGAGAAGCAUGUACCCAUAAUGUGGCAUCUAAACCACUACCUUUUCUCCACGUUCAAAGCAAGGAUGGCCACACCACUCUUCAAUGGCCUACGGAACUUCUGCUCUUUACAAAAACAGAACCCUGUAUCUCUUAUGGCUGCAACCCACUAUAUUUUGAUUUUAAGCUUUCUCGGAACACAAAGGAAGACCACAAUCCAGAGGACUUAAAAACAGAAUUGUGUAAGAAGUCCUUGGAAGUGAAGACUAAAAGAGAGAGCCAAGUCUCAGGUGUAAUCGAAGACCAACAAAAAUUGAUCCAAGAAGAUAAUCAAUAUCUGAAACCAAAGAUGAUGAUAGCUAAUCCGGAUUGGGAAAAAUUCCAGAGGAAAUAUAAUUUGGACUACAGUGAUUCUGAGCCAAAUAAGAGUGAAUAUGCUUUUAGUGCAAAUGAUUUGGAAAUGAAAAAUCCUGAAGUGCCUCUUUACCUCAAUACAUCUCUAAAGGAUUAUGCUGGAAAGAAUAAUAGUGAGAACGAACUUAAGGAAGCUUCAAGGGCCCAUUGGCAAGGCAGCAGAAAGGUAGUUCUAAAUGAUACAGAUGAGGACCUAUCUUGUCCUUCCUACAUCUCUAGGACUAAAAAGAAUAAAUUGAUUCCCUGCAAUCCUCAUUUGGAAUUUGAAGAUGAAAGACAAUUCAACUGCAAGUCCAGUUGUUAUACAGUAGGGGGUAACAGUGACCAUGGGAAAGACUUCAGUGUAAUUUUAAAGAGUAACCACAUCAGCAUGACCAACAAGGUUUCUGGAUGUGGAGACCGAAGAUACAAGAGAUGCUCUCCAAAGUCAUCUUUGAGUAGAUAUUCUUGCUCUUCGGACACAUCCCCUAGCAGCAUGUCUAGCUUGAGAAGUACUUGUUCAAGUCAUAGAUUCAAUGGUAAUAGCAGAGGUAAUUUUCUCUGCUUCUAUAAAAGAGAACACCACUCAGUUGAAAGGCACAAACGGAAAUGUCUGAAGCACAACUGCCUCUACUUGUCUGAUGAGAUAGCAAAGAGCAGUCAAAUGCAGUCUGAACCACAGAAAGAGAGGAACUGCAAAUUGUGGGAAUCAUUUAAAAAUGAAAAAUACUCAAAACGUAGAUAUUGUCACUGUAGAGAAAGACAAAAACUGGGCAAAAAUCAACAACAAUUUUCAGGGCUAAAAUCUACGAGAAUCAUCUGUUGUGAUUCUAACUCACAGAUUUCCUGUACUGGAAGCAGUAAAAAACCACCUAAUUGCCAGGGAACUCAGCACGAUAGAUUGGACUCUUACUCAAGGGAGAAAAUUUAUUACUUGAAUAAAGGCAAGAGAAAUCAAGAGUCUUUGGGCAGCCCUCACAUUUGUGAUCUGGGAAAAGUCAGGCCCAUGAAGUAUAACUCCGGGAACAUCAGCUGCCUUCUAAAGAACUGUUCCAGUGGCCCUUCAGAAACUACAGAAUCGAACAUUACAGAAGGAGAGGGGAGCCCUCUGACGGCAAAAAGCCUUUUAGAAAGAGUACAAGCCAAGAAAUGUCAGGAACAAUCAAGUAAUGUUGAGGUCUCUUCAAACAGUUGUAAAAAUGAAUUAGAGGCUCCUUCGCAAGUCCCAUGCACAAUUCAACUUGUACCAUCAGGCUGUAACAGACAAGCAUUGCCUUUGUCUGAAAAAAUACAGUAUGCAAGUGAGAGCAGAAAUGAUCAAGACAGUGCAAUUCCAAGGACUACGGAGAAAGACAAAAGCAAAAGCUCACAGACAAAUAAUUUUACAAUUUUAGCAGACACUGAUUGUGAUAACCAUCUUUCUAAAGGUAUAAUUCACCUAGUAACAGAGUCUCAGUCACUAAACAUAAAAAUGAAUCCAACAACAAAAGAACAAUCAAAACCUUUAAUUAGUGAAAUCCAACCUUUUAUUCAAUGCUGUGACCCAGUACCAAAUGAAUUCCCUGGUGCUUUUCCAUCUAAUAGAUAUACUGGUGUUACUGAUUCAAGAGAGACCAAAGAAGACCAAAUAAAUCUAGACUUACAGGAUGCAAGCAUGCAUAUAAAUCAUGUAGAGGGAAAUAUAAACUCUUACUAUGACAGAACUAUGCAGAAGCCUGACAAAGUCAAAGACGAAUUAGACGUGUGUCAUAAAUCUCUCUCUCCCCCUUUAAUUCAACAACCCAUAACAUUUUCUCCUGACGAAAUAGAUAAAUAUAAGAUCCUACAGCUACAAGCCCAGCAGCAUAUGCAGAAGCAACUCCUGUCAAAGCAUCUUCGAGUUUUGCCUGCUGCAGGGCCUACUGCCUUCUCUCCGGCUUCAACCGUACAGACAGUUCCAGUUCACCAGCACACUUCUAUCACUACCAUCCACCACACGUUCCUGCAGCAUUUUGCUGUUUCUGCUUCCUUAAGUUCUCAUAACAGUCACCUCCCUAUUGCUCAUCUACAUCCUCUUUCACAGGCACAUUUCACUCCUAUUUCAUUUUCGACUCUGACUCCAACCAUUAUACCUGCACACCCCACUUUCUUAGCAGGUCAUCCCCUGCAUUUAGUAGCUGCUACCCCCUUCCACCCAUCUCACAUAACACUUCAGCCCCUGCCCCCUACAGCAUUUAUUCCUACAUUGUUCGGCCCUCACUUAAAUCCAGCCACAACUUCUAUCAUCCACUUGAAUCCUUUAAUCCAACCAGUAUUCCAAGGUCAAGAUUUUUGCCAUCAUUCUUGCUCUAGCCAGAUGCAACAGUUAAAUGAAGUGAAAGAGGCCUUAAAUGUGUCCACACACUUGAACUAAUAAGUGUUAAAGCCCCUCUUGUGGA